UGGGGAUUCAGUUUAAAAAAAGAGGAAUUUUCAAAUUAAGUAAAAAGAAGGGUCUGCGGUCUAAACCUGUUAAGCGCCACUUUUUUCGAAAUUGAUUUUAUUGCAUUUUUUGAUAGUUCUAAAAUAUGCCGUUAAUAUGCCGUAAAGAAAACUCGAAAAUAUUGUUUAGUUUUUUUUCUAUUAAUUUUUGAAAAUCGCGUUUCGCUAUGAGCGGCAUCUGCGGUCUAAACCUGUUAUCGACACAUAGCGUCCUAUGGAGAAAACCUGUUUCUUCUCACAUCUGCUCGGUUAGUUCGUUCAAUAGAGCAAUAGGCCUGUUUUCAUUGUGUAGAAAGUGAGGUGUAUGUCUUGGUCGAAACUCUGUUGGACGCCAUCUUCAAAAAUAUUCGGCAGUUUCCGACAGUUUCGUCCGCUUGUGUUUAAGCAGACGAAGUUAAACCACGUGUCUCGACUUUACAAGGUAAUUAAACUUUUUCAAUAAACAAUAAUAAAAUUUUGCAAGUGGAUCUAAAAUGUACAUGUAAUUCCGAACAUUUUGAUGUAUUAAAACUGUUUGUAGCUUGUAUGAGAGCGGAGAAAAAUGCGCGAACGUGAAAAAAAUCGACGGCGUCAUUCCAAAGGUGAGGAAUACACUACGGCAAAGGGGAAGAAAAUCCAUGCGUUGAAAAAGCCUUCUGUCAAGUUGACAUGCAGGUGUAAAUGGAACUGCUCAGUUCUUUCUCAUAAACAACGGACGCUUCUCUUCAAUCAAUAUCGGUCAUUGGAUAGAAAUUCACAGCGAUCUUAUCUUUCUAAUCUCAUCGAUGUCGUUAACUCUCAGAGAUCGAGAACUUCGGGGCCUAGUCGACGUCAAGUUACAACCCUUUACCGACUCCGUGAUGAAGAGGGGACGGCUGUUUCUGUUUGUAAAAGUACUUUUCAAGACACUUUUGGACUUGGCAGAGGAGAAUUAGACGUCUUGCGAGAAAAAACGAAACUGGGAAAAGACAUUACGAAAGACAAACGCGGUGGCCGUUACAACGUCAAGUAUACCACUUCGGACCGUGACUUGAUUGUAGAUUUUAUUAAGUUGUUUCCAAGAGACACCAGUCAUUAUGGUCGAAAAGACUCCAACAAGGAAUACCUCAGCUCGGAUCUCUCUUACCAAAAGUUAUUCGAUGAAUUCACGCAGAAAAAUUCUGAGAAAGAAAUAUCUCUUGAAUAUUUCGUUCGCAUAUUCAAAGAAAAUUUCCCCAAUCUCAGUUUUCAUUCGCCUCGAGUAGACACCUGCAACACGUGCGACAAAACGGCUAUACGUGAACUGAGUUUACCCCAACUCUCGAAAGAAAAAAAAGCAGAUAUACGAAAAAUUUUAGACAUGCUGCCAGCAGACAAAAAAGCUUUUUUUGAAAAACUUUUGUAAAACUUACUUUUCUAUUUUAAUAUAUUUUUAAACUUUUUGUACAAAGAAUUUAUUAUUUUAUUUGUAUUAUUGGUAAUAGUAAAAAUAUAAUAUCCUAAAAUGUCCCGGAAAUGUUUUUUUUUAUUAAUUAAUAUUUAACUGUCAAAAGUAUCAAACUCUUCCAACGAUUGCACUAACUUUCAAAAAAGAAACAAAUUAGAACAUGGCGCAUAACAGGUUUAGACCGCAGGACCCCCCUGCUGAUAACAUAUGUAUAGCUUUAGAGUGUCGUACAAUCGUUAAUUUUAAAUUUAGAAAAUCGAAACUUUAGAAUAUCAUAGAUAUCCACUAACUGAACGAAAAACUCUUUGAAUUUAAAAGAAUUAACAACAACUGUAAAAAUGAAAACGUUUUUUCUCCAUCCUGAAAAAUUUGUGAAAUGGCGCUUAACAGGUUUAGACCGCAGACCCUUCUAUUGUAUUAUAGAGCUUAAAAUUUAUUUUGAAGAAUUUUUUACUUUUUCUUUUAACUUCAGCUUUUUUAAAUCAAAAUAUUUUUUUGUUAAACUUUUCCUGUUACUUAUUAAUAUUUUUAUCUUUUUGUAGUC
Leptopilina heterotoma is the source of this 1988-nucleotide messenger RNA. RefSeq lists its product as uncharacterized. The transcript has 2 exons. The coding region runs from base 581 to 1402 and encodes 273 amino acids. The record is from RefSeq and is a predicted model, not a curated record. NCBI's taxonomy places the organism in Eukaryota, Metazoa, Arthropoda, Insecta, Hymenoptera, Figitidae.